AUGAGCGACCAAACCCUAACCCUAACUAAACGCUACUCCUUUCAAUUAUGUCAGCUGCAAAAACCACAACACCAACACCGUACCCGCCAACCUAGUCAUCCUCUGUUCUCCGUCACCUUCACUGUCAACUAUGAAGUAGAGUAUCUUCCUUUCUACUACCAUAUGAACCUAAAAUCCGAUAAGAAACCUCCUUUCAGUCUACCACGUUGUCUUCUUUUGGACCAAGAUAAAGUAAAGAACACCAUGUUUGCCCUCCUCUCCCAAGCCCUAAUACCCGAACCUGAAAUGGAAUCUAUUAUAAAAAUCGUUUCCGUCAAAGCAAAGUCCGUAGCCAGCGAUCCUUGCAACGAUGGCUUUGAUGUUAUACCCAUUAUCAUGUCUCUUAGGGUUGUUUGGGUGCAAGAAUAUAAUCUCGACGUGCAACUAGCAUGGGAAAGACUGUUGCCUGGCGGCGCAGUAAUAUCCCUGAAUCUGCCGGCGACGGAGAAGUCUGUUAGAGAGUUGGAUAGGAUGGUUUUUGAGGGAGAAGGUUGUUUUUGGCCGUGUAAGGCGGGGGAAGAGAAGGACUUCAUGUGUGCGAUUUGUUUGAAAGAAUUUGAAGGUGGAGAAGAGAUUAGGAGAAUGCCGUGCUUGCAUGUUUAUCAUGGAGAUUGUAUUGUUAGGUGGCUUAAGAAUAGCCAUUUGUGUCCGUCGUGCCGGUUUCCGAUGCCUGUUUGUAAGGUAGUCGACGGAACGUUCUCUUUUCUACGACGGAAACACUGUGUACGGCCGGUGGCGGUGGGUGGUAAAAUAAGAAAGGGGGCUCGCAUGUCUGUUAGGCAGGUUUACUGA
Jatropha curcas is the source of this 831-nucleotide messenger RNA. NCBI's taxonomy places the organism in Eukaryota, Viridiplantae, Streptophyta, Magnoliopsida, Malpighiales, Euphorbiaceae. The record is from RefSeq and is a predicted model, not a curated record.